Rhinolophus ferrumequinum (greater horseshoe bat) is the source of this 5710-nucleotide messenger RNA. RefSeq names its product zinc finger protein 615. Gene Ontology annotation, molecular function: DNA-binding transcription factor activity, RNA polymerase II-specific; RNA polymerase II cis-regulatory region sequence-specific DNA binding. Lineage: Eukaryota; Metazoa; Chordata; Mammalia; Chiroptera; Rhinolophidae. The record is from RefSeq and is a predicted model, not a curated record. Gene Ontology annotation, biological process: regulation of transcription by RNA polymerase II. The transcript has 13 exons. Bases 592 to 4545 code for a protein of 1317 amino acids.
AAGAUGGCCGCUCCCACAGGCCACAGAGAGAGAGUGCAGCCAUGUUACCCUUGAGGAAAAUCCAGAACUGCAGUUGUCUUUUCACUGCAGGAAAGUCUCAGACCCUUGUGGGCUACGGUACGUCUGUGAUGAGGGAGGCGGACAAAGUUCAGUGAAGUUCAGCCAUCAGCUGAUCGCAGUGAUGUCUGCAGAGAAACAGCUCAUCUUUUGUACUGCAAGAUUCCUGCCCAUUCCUCUUGGCUAUUUCUUUUCAGAUUCUUUCUGACACAAGUGAAAGAACAUCGGUGUCACUCCCGCAGGUGGUGACUCCCCAGGAACAAAAGGGAUCAAAGAAAAGAAGGAAGAGGAGAUUCAGGACUUAGCUAUCGUCAUUUCUGGGUACAUCCUUGACUGGAGGCUCAUAGUUUUGAACAGAAAUUUCGAGCUGGUUCAGAGGAGCUAAAGCCAGAAUUUCCCCGUUAGCAGCCAUUUCCCAAAACGAGAAGAAUAUGAUCCAGGCCCAGGCUUCAACUGUGAGGAGAAAGCAGACCAGCUCCUCAAGAGAUGUUCAUGCUUCGUGGCCCAUAGAUCUGAAAUUCACGUAGGUCUUUGAUGAUUCUUCGUACAGGUGAUGCGGAGUCCCUGACAUUUGACGACGUGGCUGUGCACUUCACCUGGGAGGAGUGGCAGCUCCUGGUCCCCGAGCAGAAGGACCUGUACCGGGACGUGAUGCUGGAGAACUACAGCCACCUGGUGUCAGUGGCAGGGUAUCAAGUCAGCAAACCAGAUGUGUUCUGCAAGUUGGAACGUGGAGAACUGUGGACAAUAGAUAAAAUCCAUAGUCAGAACUGUCCAGAAAUCAGGAAAGUUAAUGAUCCUCUGCAGCAUCACUUGCAAAGUCGAAGCAUUCAGAAGAGUGUGGAACAAUGCUGUGAACAUAAUAUGUUAGUAAAUAUUGUUAAUCAGAGCAAAAGUCAUUUCCCAUUCAAGCAAAAUCAUGAUACAUUUGACUUACAUGAAAAACCUUUAAAAUCAAAUUACAGUUUUGAAAACCAGAACAGAAGUUGUAACUUAAAGAACUCUGCUGAGUUGAAUGGAGAUGGGACAUCCUUUCUGCAUGCUAACCAUGAACAAUUUUAUACUGAAAUUAAAUUUCCUGUCAUUGCAAAACCCUGGGAUAAAUUCCAGGUCAUUAAGCAACAGAGAACUCACAACAUAGAGAAAGCUCAUGUAUGCAAUGAAUGUGGGAAAACCUUCUCCAGAAAAUUCAGGCUCACUGAACAUCAGAGAAUUCAUGCAGGACUGAAGCAGUAUGAAUGCACUGAAUGUGACGAAACCUUCUUCAAGAAAUCACAGUUCAAGAUUCAUCAGAAAACUCAUAUGGGAGAGAAACCUUAUAUGUGUAAUGAAUGUGGGAAAGUGUUCAUCAAAAAGUGUCAGCUCGUUUAUCAUCACCGAACUCAUACAGGAGAGAAACCCCAUGGAUGCAACCUAUGUGGAAAGGCCUUCUCUACAAAGUUUGGUCUCACUACACAUCAGAAAACUCAUACAGGUGAGAAGCCUUACAUGUGCAAUGAAUGUGGAAAAGGCUUCAUUGAGAAGAGGCGUCUUAUUGCACAUUGUCGAACUCAUACUGGUGAGAAACCCUUUAUAUGCAAUGAAUGUGGGAAGGGCUUCACCUUGAAGAACAGUCUUACCACACAUCAACAAACUCAUACAGAAGAGAAAUUGUAUACAUGCAGCGAAUGUGGGAAAGGCUUCUCAAUGAAACACUGCCUUGUUGUACAUCAACGAACUCAUACUGGAGAGAAACCCUAUAUAUGCAAUGAAUGUGGGAAAGGCUUCACUUUGAAGAGCCCUCUCAUCAGACAUCAGCGAAUACAUACAGGAGAGAAACCCUAUGUCUGUAGUUUAUGUGGAAAAGGUUUCACCAUGAAGAGUGAUCUCAUUGUACAUCAACGAACUCAUACUUCAGAGAAACCAUAUAUAUGCAAUGAAUGUGGAAAAGGCUUCACCGUGAAGAGUCGUCUGAUUGUACAUCAGCGAACUCAUACAGGAGAGAAGCCCUAUGUUUGCAGUGAAUGUGGAAAAGGCUUUCCAGCAAAGAUCCGCCUGAUUGGACAUCAACGGACUCAUACAGGGGAGAAACCUUAUAUAUGCAGUGAAUGUGGAAAAGGCUUCACAGAGAAAAGUCAUCUUAAUGUACAUCGGCGCACUCAUACAGGAGAGAAACCCUAUAUAUGCAAUGAAUGUGGCAAAGGAUUAACUGGGAAAAGCAUGCUUGUCGCACAUCUGCGAACUCAUACUGGAGAGAAACCGUACAUGUGCAAUGAAUGUGGAAAAGGCUUCACCAUGAAGAGUACUCUAGGUAUACAUCAGCAAACUCAUACUGGAGAGAAACUAUACAAAUGCAAUGAAUGCGGUAGAGACUUUAGGAAGAAGACAUGCCUCAUACAACAUCAGAGAUUUCAUGCAGGAAAGACUUCCUUUGUAUGUACUGAAUGUGGAAAGUUUUCAUUGCGCAAGAAUGAUCUCAUUACCCAUCAGAGAAUUCACACAGGAGAGAAACCCUAUAAAUGCAGUGAAUGUGGAAAAGCCUUCACUACGAAGUCAGGGCUCAAUGUCCAUCAAAGAAAACAUACAGGAGAGAGGCCCUAUGGGUGUACUGAUUGCGGGAAAGCUUUUGCCCACUUGUCAAUCCUUGUUAAACAUAAGAGAAUUCACAGGCCCUUGGUGUCCCUAUCGACAGCCAAGGAGGGGCUUGGGAGAGAGCACUGGAAUUGGAAGUGGUUUUGUGCCUGGGUUCAGCCUUUGGCAGGUGCCAGUGGAGUCUUCAGAGGCUUAAGAUCUGGUGAGCCUGGUUCUGAGUGUGGAUCCCAGGGAGAGCCUAUGGAGUUGGUGAAGCAGACGGAAAUUUGGAGUGGUUCCAGAAGGUACCAAGACAGAGCCUCCCCAUUGCCAGCUGUUUUCAGAAAACAGAAGAAAAUGCUCCAGGGCCAGGAGUCCCUGACAUUUGACGAUGUGGCUGUGGACUUCACGUGGGAGGAGUGGCAGCUCCUGGUCCCCGAGCAGAAGGACCUGUACCGGGACGUGAUGUUGGAGAACUACAGCCACCUGGUGUCAUUGGGGUAUCAAGCCUGCAAACCAGACAUGCUCUCCAAGUUGGAUCGAGGAGAAUCACCGUGGACAAUGGCAGAUGAAGUCCACUGUUGGACACGUUCAGAAAUCUGGAAAGAUGAUGAUCAUCUGGAGCACUUGCAAAAUGAAAGGAUGGAAAAUAACCUAGAGCAAUGGCAUAAAUGUAACACAUUUGAAAAUUCUGUCCAUCAGAGCAAAACUCAUUUAACGUUAAGGCAAGACCAUGAUAUGUUUGACUCACAUGGAAAAAGCAUGAAAUCAGAUUUAACUUUACUUAACCAGAGAAGAAGCUGUGAAAUAAAGAACCCGGCUGAGCUUAGUGGAGAUGGGAAAUCCUUUCAUCAUGCUAACAGUGAACGAUUUCAGACUGCAGUUAAAUUCCCCGAAAGCCGAAAACUCAUCAGCACUAAGUCCCAACUCAUCAAGCAUCAGAAGACUCAGAAAAUGGAGAGGCCUCAUGUAUGCAGUAAAUGUGGGAAAGCGUUUGUGAAAAAGUCUUGGCUUACUGAUCACCAGAUUAUUCAUACAGGAGAGAAGCCCCAUCGGUGUGGUCUGUGUGGGAAAGCCUUCUCCAGAAAGUUCAUGCUCACCGAACACCAGAGAACACACACAGGAGAGAAACCUUACAAAUGCUCUGAAUGUGGCAAAGCGUUUCUCAAGAAAUCGCGGCUCAAUAUACAUCAGAAAACACACACAGGAGAGAAACCCUUUAUAUGCAGUGACUGUGGGAAAGGCUUCAUCCAGAAAGGCAACCUAAUUGUACACCAGCGAAUUCAUACAGGCGAGAAACCUUAUAUUUGCAACGAAUGUGGAAAAGGCUUCAUCCAGAAGACAUGCCUCAUAGCACAUCAGAGAUUUCACACAGGAAAGACACCCUUUGUGUGCAGUGAAUGUGGAAAAUCCUGUUCCCAGAAGUCAGGUCUCAUUAAACAUCAAAGAAUUCACACAGGAGAGAAACCCUUUGAGUGCAGUGACUGUGGGAAAGCCUUUACCACAAAGCAAAAGCUCAUUGUCCAUCAAAGAACUCAUACAGGAGAGCGACCCUAUACCUGCAGUGAGUGCGGGAAAGCUUUUGCCUACAUGUCUUGCCUUGUGAAACAUAAGAGGAUACACACAAGAGAGAAAUGUGGAGAUUCAGCCAAGAUGGAAAACCCUCUCACAGAGAGUCACAGCUCAUCACAGAGCAGUGUUCUGCAGGAGAAAAACCUUGUUAAUACGGUGACUGUGCAGGUGCCGCCUGUGGCCCCUCACACAGCAUUAAACAUCAGUGGGUUCCCAGCCAACAGGAAUGUAGUCAUAGUGGGCCAGCCCGUGGCCAGAUGUGCACCCUCAGGAGGAUUUGCACAGGACAGAAACCUGAAUGCAGUGAGUGUGGUCACGCCUUCAGUGAUCAAUUACGUCUUAUUUUAUGUUACAGCAAACCAGUAGGAAAAAACUCAGAGACAUUCUGUGUGUAAAAGACUUGAGCAAAAGUUUCUAGCUCACACUGUCUGAGAAGUCAAUACUGAGAAAAAGUGUGAAAUGCUGAGACUUGGAAAGCCUGAUAUUCUAUUAAAUACAUGCACUGAUUCGGAAGCAUAAUCUGAUGUUAACUCAAACACAUACAUCAGUUGCUCUGUUGUGUCAAAGGAAUGAAAGAAUUGAGUGAAGGAAAUAAGUGAAUGUUUAAAACAUAAUUUGUAUCUGAAAUGUUACUAUGAAUGACAGUGGGAUAUGAGCAUGUAUAUAUCAGUUCAGUUUCCCCAGGCCAUGGUGAGGGUCAAGUGAAAACUGGGAUGUCUACUGGAAGUCUCAGAAGUUUAUAUUAUGCAAAGGGAUUUAAGGAAUAGCAGGUUCAGAUUGAGUCGACUCAUUCAUUUACCAAGUAUUGGUCAAAUACUUCCUUUGUCCCUGGUUCUAUUCCAGGAGGUGAGGAUAACGUAGUGAUCAAAACAAAUCUAGAGAGAGCAGUGAGGUAGUCGGAUUACUCUUAAGUGGUAUUUCUGUACUCCAGCUGAUCUAGUAAGAGGAUUUAAAUACCUUUAUUAGGUGAAGUAGACAUUGUCUUAGUCCGUUCUGGUUGCUUUCAGAGAAUACCAUAGCCUGGUAGCUUGUAAAAAACAAAUUUAUUUCUCACAGCUCUACAAGCUGCAAAGCCCCAGAUCAAGGCAUCAGCAGAUUCCAUGCCUGUUGAGGGCCAGCUUCCUGGUUUGUAGAAGACAGUCAUCUCACUGUGUCCUCCCAAGGGGAAAGGACACUGGAACUCUCUGGGAUGUCUUUUAUAAGGGCACCAAUCCCAUUCGUGAGCUCUCCACCCUCACGACCUAAUCACCUCUCGAAUGUCCCCACGUCUUAAUACCAUGACAAUUGGGGUUAAGCUUCAAAGUGAAUUUUGGCGGGGACAUAAGCAUUCACUCCAUGGCAGGAUAUGGAGUAAUUGGUUCAAGGAGUUAGGAUCAUUUCUUCUUUAAGGGAUAUAUUAUUCCAAGGGAAGGCAUGGACUCCUCUUAAUGGACUUGAAGCACCUCAGGGUACAAGCAGGUCUUCCAAUAUGGCGGCCCCCAUGGAGUCACGGCGUGCUGGGCGCGGACAUAUUGCCGCCGAUGGAAAUACC